CUAUGUCCUAUAGUCCAAUAUCCGUGGUUGUGGGCGUGUUCCUGCUCCCGCCUUGCCUCCUCGAUGCCGCCAGACCACAACAACAACAUGCAGACGCAGUAGGGGACUGGGACAUCAAUUUCGUGUCCGCGCCAAGGCCUUCUGCUUGCUGACUGUGGCGUCGUGAUUACCUUCCAGCCGCCUCUAAGGUUUUCUUCGACUGGCUGUGUAUGUUGCCACCAUCAUGGAUCCACGCAUAACAGUCAACUUCACAUGUCAGCGUUGUCUCAACCCUAUUCAGCUGGAGCCAGCCUUCUCACACCUCAAUGAACACACUUUGGCCGAGUUGGCAUUGCCCAUAUACUGUGGCGAGGAAGUGGUGUUUGACCCAGCAGAAAUAGACAAGCUGGUGCCUCCACUACAGUUGACGGACUCUGGGCCACACCACCAUGGCUUUACAUUGGUUGGAGAGUCAGGAGACACAGAAAAGACACAGCCUCUCAAGGUGGCAACUGGGCUCUUUGACCUGGUCAGCUCCAACAGUGACCUGGACCACCCCCUGUGUGAAGAAUGCACUGAUGCCCUGCUGGACCUGAUGGACACCACACUCUCACGCACUCAGACACAGGCCCAGCUUUGCCAGCAGCUCCUUGCCUCCCUCAAUGACAUGCCAGAGACUGAUGUUUCUGCCCUUGAGAGGGAGUUGGAAAAUUUGGAGAUGGAAGAGAAGCGGCUGGUGGAGGAGCUGGCAGAUGUGGAGAGGGAGCAGAAGGGAGCUCAAGAAGUACUCAAGAUGCAUGAAGAAGAGAAAAAAAGGCUGGAGGAGGAAGAGGAAAGGUACUGGCGGGAGUACUGCACUCACAGAGCUCAACUCACAGCCAUGGAGGAUGAGAACAGGAGCCUGAAGAACCAGGUGAAGUACACGCAGGGCCAGCUGGAGCGGCUCAGGAAGACCAACAUCUUCAACACCACCUUCCACAUCUGGCAUUCAGGACAUUUUGGGACCAUCAACAACCUUCGUCUCGGCCGACUGCCCACUGUCACUGUCACCUGGCAAGAGAUCAAUGCUGCAUGGGGCCAGACUGUCCUCCUCUUGGCAUCCCUUGCUCGAAAGAUUGGACUAAAGUUUUCCAAGUACAGAUUGGUGCCUUUUGGUAAUCAUUCUUACAUCGAGGUAAUUGGAGAGAACAAGGAGCUGCCUUUGUAUGGGUCUGGAGGUUUCAAGUUCCUGUGGGACACCAAGUUUGAUGCAGGAAUGUCUGCAUUCCUGGAGUGUCAGGCUGAAUUCCAGCAACAUGUGGAGGCUCAGGGGGCACAAAAUGCCUGCUUCUGCUUUCCUUAUCGCAUCAACAAGAAUUUUAUUGAAGAUCGGAACUCCAAUAACUCCCUCUCCAUCAAGAUGCAGUUUAACAGUGAGGAGCAGUGGACUAAGGCGCUAAAGUUCCUGUUGACAAACCUCAAGUGGGGACUCACCUGGGCCUCCACCCUGUUCUCCAUCACCCCAGGAGACACUAGCUAGGGAUGAGUAGGUCUAGUCACUGCAGCCGGGACAGUCCACAUCAACCAAAGUAUUCCUAAUUCUAGUAUCACAGAGUAGGAUUCGCCCAUUAACAUCUAAGGAAAAAAUGUCAGAUGGCGUCAGUACUUUGAAUGAAAAACUUUCAUCAUUGAACAUUUUCAGGGGGCUCCCAUAAUUUUUCAUGUACAGGUAUUACAUUUGGAAUUAUAUCAUCACAGUUGCAUUUUUCUGACUGUGGACAGUUGGUAUGUUUGUUUCAUGCCUUCUGACAGGCACACUAUUUUUUAUUAUUAUUAUAAUUCUAUUUGGUCUUAUCAAUAUUAUUACUUUGGUACUGUUUUUUUUGCAAGCUCAUUAGCUCAAGAGGUUUCAAAUGAUAUGCAUGAUGGGGCCAUGUCAGCCCUAAGUAAGGCUGAUAUGAGGAGAAAUCCGUGUGUAGACAUGCAUGGAUGUACACAAAAGGAUGCAAUUGCAGGAUUAUGUUUGCAGUUUAAUUGAAUGCAAAAUGAAUGUGCUAUACUUUCUGCUGUUGCUGUUGAAAAAUUUCUUGACAUAUUAUGUAUUCUGUGAUAAUUUCAUAUAGUUUAUGCUGUGAAACAUAUAUUGUAUUGCAAUUCAAAACUCUUACAAAAGAAAAUGCUGUGAUAAAAUAUAAAAUUGAUUGGUUGUAUGUAUCAUAUACAUUUCUCAGUAAUUGAAAACAUAUGUGGUGCAGUGGUUAGCACUCCUGGCACACAACUGAGAAGGGCUGGGUUGGAUCACAGGGUAGAGCUGAGGCAGAGGGGUGCCUCCUCAGACCUUUGCCUGUGCUACUUAGGAGUCCUGAGGUACUAGGUAUAAGUUUGGAUGUUGUGAUCCUGACCUUGGGGAGGUGACCCUCGCCAAUGCAUCUUCCAUCACAGCACUUACCUGUGGCACCAUACUAUGGGGAGGGUUGGCUUUUAGAGGAUGGAGCAUACAGGUUCAGGGCACCCAAGGGUUUGUAUGCUUAACAUUAUGAUUUUUCUUGGGCAUGCAGAGAUUAGCCUAGGUCUUUAAAUCUUUAAAUUAUAUACAGUAGUGUCUGCCCUGGGCAACACUUACUAGGGGACUUUACUAAUUUUGUUUCUUAGGGUGAAAUAUAGACAUUUAUCAUGCAAGCCCUGCCCAUUUACAUAAGUUUGAAUGUUGUGUUUGACAAAUUAUAUGCCUUAUUUAUUUAAUAAAAUACAGUAUUAAAUCUUG
This is a messenger RNA of Eriocheir sinensis (Chinese mitten crab), 2722 nucleotides long. It is a transcript of the gene Atg6, whose product is annotated as beclin-1-like protein. Bases 224 to 1498 code for a protein of 424 amino acids. The record is from RefSeq and is a predicted model, not a curated record. Lineage: Eukaryota; Metazoa; Arthropoda; Malacostraca; Decapoda; Varunidae. Gene Ontology annotation, cellular component: phagophore assembly site; phosphatidylinositol 3-kinase complex, class III, type II; phosphatidylinositol 3-kinase complex, class III, type I. Gene Ontology annotation, biological process: autophagy; autophagosome assembly; cellular response to nitrogen starvation. The transcript has 8 exons.